AUGCCUCACAAGCACAAAAGAAAGAGGGGAGAUGACGAAGCAGACUUCAACCUCCCUCCCACCCAAAGAGCACGACCUUUACAAGUUGGAAAGAAGAAGGCGACAACAGGAAAGGGGAGAAAGGAUACAGAAGACACAAAAGAUAUUGCCCCAAAGACGAAGAAGGGCAAGAAGGCUCGCAAGGAUAACGAUGCACCUCGAGCUUUCAGACGACUCAUGUCUGUCGCACAGGGCAAGAAAGUGAGAUCUGGACUCGACGACGGCGAAGAUACGAAAACCGCAAAACAAAAGGCAGAGGAUCUUAAGAUCCGUCCAGGCGAAGAUCUAAGGGCGUUUGCUCAACGAGUCGAUGCCUCGCUGCCAGUCGCAGGCCUUACCAAGAAGACCACCAUCAAGGAUGGCAAGGAUGAGCAGGGAUUCAAGGUCUACCGCACUCGAAAGGAGAGAAACAUGCACAAACUUUACGCCCAAUGGAGAGAAGAGGAGCGAAAGAUCCAGGAGCAAAAAGAGGAAGAAGCAGACGAAGAAAUCGGCCGAGAACUCGACGAAGAUCCUACAGGUGCUGCAGCAAUUGCACGGGCAACACUCAAUGAAGCAACAGGCAAGCGAGCACGACGGAAGGGUGGAAAGGUCGACGAUCCUUGGGAGGAGUUGAAGAAGAAGAGAGCGGAAGCCAAGAUUGCUGUGCAUGACCAGGCGCAAGCACCACCUGAGCUGAACAAGAACAUGACAAAACAGAUCAAGAUUAAGGAUACUACUGCGAAUGUUGGAAAUAUCCCCAAGACUGCGGGCAGUCUGAAGAGAAGAGAGGAGUUGCAGGAGGCUAGGGCGGAUGUUUUGGAGGCGUAUAGAAAGAUUCGGGAACAUGAACAGGCCAAGCUGUUGAAGGCAGGCCCCUAA
This is a messenger RNA of Fusarium oxysporum Fo47, 900 nucleotides long. RefSeq lists its product as uncharacterized. Lineage: Eukaryota; Fungi; Ascomycota; Sordariomycetes; Hypocreales; Nectriaceae. The transcript is spliced from 2 exons. The record is from RefSeq and is a predicted model, not a curated record. The coding region runs from base 1 to 900 and encodes 299 amino acids.